Orycteropus afer afer is the source of this 558-nucleotide messenger RNA. Its product is annotated as gastrokine-3-like. The record is from RefSeq and is a predicted model, not a curated record. The transcript is spliced from 6 exons. The coding region runs from base 1 to 558 and encodes 185 amino acids. NCBI's taxonomy places the organism in Eukaryota, Metazoa, Chordata, Mammalia, Tubulidentata, Orycteropodidae. Gene Ontology annotation, biological process: regulation of cell population proliferation.
AUGGGCAAUGUGGGCCAGCAGAUGAUUGUGUUUUCCAUGGUCAUGAUCUUCCUCCUAACUCCAUCUUUUGCCCUAAUGAAUACCACUGACAGUCGUGUGUUGGAUGGGUCUAUCGGGACCCAAAUUAUCCACGUCAAUGCCUUCCGAGGUAUGGUCAGCAUCCGAGACAACAAUGUUUUGAGUGAAUGGGAUGGAAUCGUGGACUACAAGAAUGCCCUCCUGGCAAUUAAGCUGUUUAGUAAGAUGGCCUGUGUCCUGGCCAAGAUGGACCAAGCUGCUUUCCCAACACUGGAAGAUAUUAUCAGAGCUCUGGACCAGCAGGUUUUAAAGCAAUACUCAUCCACCCAUGGCCUGACCUACACUGUUUUACCCAGCCGGGUCAAGAACUUAGCCCAGUAUGGAAUGCCCAUCAAAGACAUGUGCAGAGCAGUCCCCACGUACUUUGUCCAGCAACAAAAAGAAGGUAUGGCGCUGGCAAUUGACCCUGAUUCCUGUUUCAAAAUCCAACUUCUGUCCUUUAUGGGUCUCGCCAUCUGUGGUGAGAUCCCUGGGCUCUAA